Aspergillus homomorphus CBS 101889 is the source of this 696-nucleotide messenger RNA. RefSeq names its product terpenoid synthase. The record is from RefSeq and is a predicted model, not a curated record. Lineage: Eukaryota; Fungi; Ascomycota; Eurotiomycetes; Eurotiales; Aspergillaceae. Gene Ontology annotation, biological process: isoprenoid biosynthetic process. The transcript has a single exon. The annotation marks the transcript as partial. Gene Ontology annotation, molecular function: prenyltransferase activity.
CUUACAGCGCCAAGCACCUACAUCGAGACCCUACCAAGCAAGAACCUCCGCUCACACCUCCUCGACGCACUAAACACCUGGCUCCACCUCCCGCCCACCCCACUCGCCGCUUUGAAAGAGUUAAUCCGCGAUCUGCACAACGCCUCCCUAAUCCUCGACGACAUCCAGGACAACUCGGCGCUCCGACGGGGUCACGCCGCCACGCACCGGGUGUUCGGGGUCGCGCAGUGCGUCAACAGCGCGACGUUCAUGAUCGUCGACACGGUGCGGAAGCUUAGCGAGGUGGUGCAGACGGCGGCGGCGGGGGAAGAAGCAGGGCUAGCAGCGGCGGCGGACAAAGCGCAAACCACCCUCCUCUCCAGUCUAAAAGACCUCUUCACCGGCCAGAGCUGGGAGCUGAAAUGGAAGGCCGAGAACCAUUGUCCGUCUCGUGCGGAGUAUUUGGGGAUGGUGGAUGGGAAGACCGGGGCGUUGUUUGUGUUGAUUGUUCGGCUUAUGUUUUGUUUGUAUGCGUUGUCAUCCGGAAAAAUGGGGGUGGAGGGGGUUUUGAUGGGGAAGUGCGAGGGCUUUAUGAUGCUGCUUGGCCGCUACUACCAGGUGCGUGACGAUUAUCGGAACCUCGUGGAUGGGCGGUACACGGCCCAGAAAGGGUUCUGUGAGGAUCUUGAGGAGAAGGAGUUUUCGUUUCCGGUUGUG